Molecule: messenger RNA, 2118 nt
Organism: Peronospora matthiolae
Lineage: Eukaryota; Oomycota; Peronosporomycetes; Peronosporales; Peronosporaceae
Source: the annotation of a GenBank genome assembly
AUGCUCCACCAUGCUAAGCUGGAAAAGUGCUUCUGCGCCAAAGCAAAAAUGACGGCAAUCUACACCAAGAAUCGUCUGCCGUCACCCAAAGAUGUACACAAGAAUCCGUUCGAGAUCGUCCACAACUCCGAGCUAAGUGUCAAGCACAUGCGGGUGCUCGGUUGUCAGGUUUACAUACUGACACCGAAAGAGAAGAGGCUCAAGUGGGACCCCAAAGCUCGCACUGGGAUAUUCUUGGGCUACGAAGAAGUGUCCAAGGCAUAUCGUGUAUUUGACAUUGAGGCGGGGCAGGUUGUUGUCAGUCAGAAUGUCAACUUUGACGAGUCCACCUUUGGACUUUUGCCGCCGAUCACUGUUGAAGAUACCGAUGACCUUGACUUCGCCUCCCUCGAGCUGGAUGAUGAAGCGCCGGGUCAAGAACAGUACAAGCAAACAGGCGAGCUCAAGAGUCGUCCCAAUGAUGAAGAAGUACCAGCUCCACCCACGUGCACAGUGCGUCAACGGCCUGGACUAGAAGAAUCGAGUGCGCCAAAUAACUACACGACCCACCAAGAAGAAGAUGAAGAAAUAAAGAAUGAUGAUGCAUCAACUCCGCCUGUGUUUUGGCGUGCGAGUGCGAACGCCAUCGAAACAGCAGUGGACUUAUGUGAGUCAUCGACUUUUGAAGCUGCGGUGAGCGGUCCUGAUCAAGUGCAUUUGCGCGAAUCCACCCAAGCGGAACUCGAGUCGAUGCGACUUCGUGAAGUGUUCCGCGCAGCCAAGCUACCUAAAGGACAUGGCGCCAUUGGCACGAAGUGUGUAUUCAAGAUCAAGCGCAAAGCGGACGGAUCAAUUGACAAGUACAAGGCGCGUCUUGUGGCAAAGGGUUUCAAGCAACAGUACGGGAUGGACUACACGGAAACAUUCUCGCCCGUCUUCAAGUACGUGACGCUGCGCAUGGUGAUUGCAGUCGCCAAGUAUUUCGGAUGGACCAUCGACCAACUCGACGUGGUGACGGCAUUCCUGUAUGGUGUCAUGAAGGAACAAGUGUUCUGCGUCAUCCCUGAAGGCGUGGAAUUGGAGGGCUCCUUCAAUUGUCUGAAGUUGGUGAAGGCAAUCUACGGACUCAAGCAAGCGUCGCGCGUAUGCAAUGAAAAUUUUACCGAGUUCGUGUGUGCUAUUGGAUUUCAAGCGUCAAGCCUCGACCCGUGUCUCUACAUAAGGAUCGUGGAAGGGCAAUGCGUGCUGCUGCUGGUGUAUGUGGAUGACGUGUUGAUAACCGGUAGAUCAUGCGAUCUAAUUGCACGCACCAAGACCGACCUGAAGACACGAUUCGAGAUGACUGACAGCGGCAAGUGUGCGUUUGUGCUUGGGAUCGAGCUUUUGGACGGCGCAGAUGGAAGUGUAACACUAUGCCAGCGUCGGUAUGUGGAUGACAUACUCAAGCGCUUUGGCAUGGACGAUUGCAAGGCCGUCGCAAGUCCAGUCGACAUGAGCUCUCGACUUGUUUCAAGUGAUGCAGCCACCAAGGUCGAUGCUCCUUUUCGCGAAGCUAACCCCCAAGAAGAACACUGGGUUGCGGUCAAGCGCAUCUUCCGCUACCUACAAGGCACCAAGAUGCACGGAAUCUGCUACAAGCCAAGUGCAAGGAUCGACUUCCGUGGAUAUUCGGAUGCAGACUGGGCCGGCGACCUCGCUGAUCGCAAGUCGACGUCUGGUUACGUAUUCAUGCUGUUGGGUGCGCCAGUGAGUUGGGGCAGCAAGAAACAGCCAAGUGUUUCGUUGUCCACGAGUGAAGCCGAAUACAUCGCACUCAGCUUGGCGAUUCAAGAGGGCAAGUGGACUCAUCGUCUGCUCUGUGAGAUCAUGAUGGCUGCCAAUGAAGAAGGACCGGAGCUCAUGAUCCAUGAAGACAAUCAGUCGUGUAUCAAGAUGACAAAGAACCCGGUCAACCACGGCCGUGCCAAGCACAUUGACAUAAAGUAUCAUCACAUCCGUGAUGAGGUCAAGCGCGGUGAAGUGAAGCUCAAGUACUGUGAAACUGCGGUGAUUUUAGCGGACAUCAUGACGAAGGAACUUCACGGGCCACGCCACAAGGAGACGACGGCGGCUCUCGGGAUUUGUGCGUGUUCGCAUUGA